Molecule: messenger RNA, 2523 nt
Organism: Lathyrus oleraceus (garden pea)
Lineage: Eukaryota; Viridiplantae; Streptophyta; Magnoliopsida; Fabales; Fabaceae
Product: probable serine/threonine-protein kinase WNK9
Exons: 8
Coding region: 228-2375 (715 amino acids)
Biological process (GO): protein phosphorylation
Molecular function (GO): ATP binding; protein serine/threonine kinase activity
Source: RefSeq, a predicted model, not a curated record
CAGUGAGUUUAUGAGACUAAAGUGGACCCAAAACAUGUAAUUAGGACUCUCACGCUCUCUGUUUGUCACGUUCCUUCAUGGGGUGUGGUGGUGGGUGACAAUGUUUGUAUUCACUUAAAAAAAUGUGUUUCUGUUUGUGUGUGUGUCGUAACAAAAGAGGAAGGGGCACAACACAAAUCUUAAAUCAUAGGAGAAAUAAAAAAAAAAACUAAAAAGUGAAGUAGAGAAUGAAUGGAAUCACUCACCUUGAACAAGGUGACUCUGAGUUUGUUGAACUUGAUCCAACUGGUAGAUAUGGCAGAUACAAUGAAAUCCUCGGCAAAGGAGCUUCAAAGACAGUAUAUAGAGCGUUUGAUGAGUAUCAAGGGAUUGAAGUUGCUUGGAAUCAGGUCAAGCUUUAUGAUUUCCUUCAAAGUCCUGAAGAUCUUGAGAGGCUUUACUGUGAGAUUCAUCUCUUGAAAACACUGAAACACAAAAACAUUAUGAAAUUUUACACCUCUUGGGUCGAUACUGCUAAUAGGAAUAUCAACUUUGUCACUGAAAUGUUCACCUCUGGUACACUUAGACAGUAUCGGUUAAGGCACAAGAGAGUUAACAUAAGAGCGGUGAAGCAUUGGUGCAUACAGAUCCUGAGAGGACUUCUGUAUCUACAUAGCCAUGACCCGCCAGUGAUCCAUCGAGAUCUCAAAUGUGAUAACAUUUUUGUGAAUGGAAAUCAAGGGGAAGUCAAAAUCGGGGAUCUUGGCCUUGCAGCAAUUCUUCGAAAAUCGCAUGCUGCACAUUGUGUAGGAACACCCGAGUUCAUGGCACCUGAAGUGUACGAAGAGUCGUAUAAUGAACUAGUUGACAUAUAUUCCUUUGGAAUGUGCUUAUUAGAGAUGGUCACAUUUGAAUAUCCCUACAGCGAAUGUACUCAUCCGGCUCAAAUAUACAAGAAAGUUAUUUCAGGUAAAAAGCCAGAUGCUUUGUAUAAAGUUAAGGAUCCAGAAGUGCGACAAUUUAUUGAUAAAUGCUUGGCCACAGUGUCUUUAAGGCUUUCUGCAAAAGAGCUUCUAGACGACUCUUUUCUUCGAAUAGAUGAUUAUGAAUAUGAUUUGAGACCUGUAGAUAGUGGAGAAUUCGACGACUUCAUUCCCCUCAUCAGAGAUCCGCUUUUUGAUUUUCGUCGGAGCUAUAGUAACUUCAGUAAUGAAUACUCCAAUGGUUUUGGAUAUGAAGGAGACUCGUAUUCUCAUCCAGCUGAGAAUGAACAUUGUGGAAUAGAACUUUUCGAGCACCAUGAUGAUGAACCCUCCGAACAUGUUGACAUAAGUAUCAAGGGCAAGCAGAAAGACGACGGUAGCAUAUUUUUAAGACUAAGAAUUUCAGAUAAAGAAGGCCACGUUCGGAAUAUUUAUUUCCCAUUUGACAUAGAGAUGGACACAGCAAUAAGCGUGGCGACUGAGAUGGUUGCAGAACUUGACAUAACCGAUCAGGAUGUUACCAGCAUUGCCGAGAUGAUAGACGGAGAAAUUGCUUCUUUGGUACCUGAAUGGCAAUCAGGACCAGGAAUCGUCGAAACUCCCCGUUUUGCAAAUCAAGGCUUCUGCCGCAAUUGUGUGUCGAAUCAUACUUCAAGUGGCUCCCUCAUGGAUUACCUUUCGCAUAAUCAGGGUAACUUGCAACUUCCCGAAUAUUGUAAGCACGGAUGUGCCUCAAUGCACGGCCGGUUCGAGGAGAUUACUUUCCCAUCCGAGGAGUGUGACAAUCAUGUUAGAGAGAAUCUGAACGUAUCAAACCGAUCGGACAGUUUACAAUAUCAAGGGGUAUGGAAUCAGCAUGAAAGCCGUGAACUGAGUCCGGUGGAAUCUGAUCAAAGUCAUUCCGACGAACAAAACGAACAAUUAGAUAAAUCAAUAUCAGCUGAAGAUCAAGGACAGAUUGUUUCGGAAAAUAAGUUUCCCCCGAAUGCAACAAUUUCCCCAAGAUAUUCAUCAGGAACUCAUGAUUUCUCCAAUAUCCGCUCGUUAUAUUGCGCUCUCAACAAUGAUUACGAGAAAGAGAUCCAAAAGGAACUAAGAUGGCUCAAAGCAAGAUACCAAAUGGAGUUACGAGAACUUAAGGAUCAACAACUCGGGAUAACAGAUAAUAAAUCCUAUCGUAACGGAGAGCACAAGACAGAUUACUCCGUUAUAAAAGGAGGAAUCAAUGGAAUUCAGCCGAAACCUGUUCGUAAAAGCAGCCCCGAUUCGGACGCUGAAAGGACCGAAAAUUGUGAGGCGAUGGAGUCCCCCGGAGAAGGUAUAGUUACUGCAAAGAGUUUUUAUACCGGCUCGUUGCUUCCGCAUUCUCUGCACAGGACAGUUUCCCUCCCUGUUGAUGCAUUUGAUAUAUAAUUUUCGUGAAUUCUUUUGUAGAUUAUAGAGUUUAUACAUGAAUUUUCACAUGGAGGCUAUCGGGUGAAUUGAGAUUGGAUGAUUGACAUUAUAAUUUUGCAUUUUGAAUUUGGUUUCUAAAGUCGAAAUGCAAAUCAUUAAACCUUUA